AGGUGGUGGCGGCGGCGGCGCGGGCGCCUGAGGAGGAGGAGGAGGAGAAGCGGCAUGGUCCGUGGGGCACAAUGGGGCCGGACAGAGUAACUGCCCGAGAGCUGUGUGAGAACGACGACCUGGCCACCAGCCUCGUCCUUGACCCCUACCUCGGCUUCCGCACCCACAAGAUGAAUGUCAGCCCCGUGCCCCCCCUGCGGCGACGGCACCACCUGCGCUCAGCGCUGGAGGCUUUCCUGAGGCAGCGGGACCUGGAGGCUGCGUACCGGGCCCUGACGCUGGGAGGCUGGAUGGCCCACUACUUCCAGAGCCGGGGCCCGCGGCAGGAGGCUGCCCUCAAGACCCACAUCUAUCGCUACCUCCGCGCCUUCCUGCCUGAAAGCGGCUUCACCAUCCUGCCCUGCACCCGUUACUCCAUGGAGACCAAUGGAGCCAAGAUUGUGUCGACACGUGCUUGGAAGAAGAACGAGAAGCUGGAGCUGCUGGUGGGCUGCAUUGCAGAGCUGCGCGAGGCUGAUGAGGGGCUGCUAAGGGCUGGUGAGAAUGAUUUCAGCAUCAUGUACUCAACUCGCAAGCGCAGUGCCCAGCUGUGGCUUGGCCCUGCUGCCUUCAUCAACCAUGACUGCAAACCCAACUGUAAGUUUGUGCCUGCAGAUGGGAACGCAGCCUGUGUGAAGGUGCUGCGGGACAUCGAGCCAGGUGAUGAGGUGACGUGCUUCUAUGGCGACGGCUUCUUCGGGGAGAAGAAUGAGCACUGCGAGUGCUAUACCUGCGAGAGGAAAGGUGAGGGGGCCUUCCGGCUGCGGCCCAAGGAGCCCAGGCUGCCCGCGCCGCGGGCUCCAGACAAGUAUGAGCUCCGUGAGACUAGGCGGCGGCUGCAGCAAGGCCAGGAUGUCGGCGGCUGGCAGGGCCUGCGGGGUCUGCGUGCCUGUGCCCACCGAUCCCCACUGCGCCGUGACCUCUUUUGUGCUGUCUGCCAGCCCCUCCCCACCCGCCCUGACGCUGUCACACCCAUCUGGCUCCAGUGGCUGCUGCAGCCCCUGUCCCGGGUGCGCCCCCGUAGACGUCGCCGGCCCCGGCCUCGCCGGCCCCCCGUACCCUCCAUGCUCCGUACAGCCAGCAUCGCCCUACACCCGUGGGGAGGCUGCGGCCCCUUCUGCCGCCUGCGGGCCGAGGCGCGGGUGGCCCUGGACCGCCUUCCCCGUGCCCGCUGGGCCCCACAGCAGGACUGGCACUGGGCCCGGCGCUACGGGCUGCCUCACGUGGUGCGCGUGGACCUCAGCCGCUUGGCCCCGGCUCCCCCAGCUGCCCCCACUGGGCCCCCAGGUCCUGGCCCCAUCCCCAAGCAGGCCCUCGCCUUCACAGCCUUCUCCCCGCCCAAGCGCCUGCGGCUGGUGGUCAGCCACGGCUCCAUCGACCUGGACGUCAACAGCGACGAGCCCUGA
Messenger RNA from Trichechus manatus latirostris (Florida manatee), 1445 nucleotides. RefSeq names its product lysine methyltransferase 5C (gene KMT5C). Gene Ontology annotation, cellular component: nucleus. Lineage: Eukaryota; Metazoa; Chordata; Mammalia; Sirenia; Trichechidae. Bases 72 to 1445 code for a protein of 457 amino acids. Gene Ontology annotation, molecular function: protein binding; histone H4K20 methyltransferase activity. The record is from RefSeq and is a predicted model, not a curated record. The transcript has 9 exons.